Molecule: messenger RNA, 3203 nt
Organism: Parus major (Great Tit)
Lineage: Eukaryota; Metazoa; Chordata; Aves; Passeriformes; Paridae
Gene: DONSON
Product: DNA replication fork stabilization factor DONSON
Exons: 10
Coding region: 1319-2992 (557 amino acids)
Biological process (GO): nuclear DNA replication
Cellular component (GO): nucleus
Source: RefSeq, a predicted model, not a curated record
UAAAAUUAUUACUCAAUUGAAGGACAGGGGAAACUAUCAAGGGUGCCAGAUGGGAAGGACAUGGUACUGACAGCAGGAGUUGCCCCCAGGUCUGUUCCCUUCAUUUCAGCACUAAGGCAGUAAACCUGGUAAAUCCAGAGUCCCCAAGCUGGGACUUGGGGACUUAGUGUAGCCUAUUACCUUUGAUAUCUCCCAGUGCUGUGCAAUAUCACUUCCCUCUUUCAACCUCAGCACAGCCCAGAUCUGUCUCUCCAGCAUUAUCCGUGAUUGUGGCCUGUAGGAAAGUCAGCAGAGGGGAAGGAACUGCGUUUUGCUUUCCUCAAAUCAUACUCUCACUGCAGAGCAAAAAUACCUUUUCUCCUUCAGCCAUGUUGCUCAUUUUCACUGUGGAUCACUCAAAUCAUGGACAUGGGCACUGCAAAGCUGUGUCAGUGCGAAAGUUGAAGAGAAAACAAAUUAUCCAGAAGCACACUUGAUCUGUCUCCUCUCCCUCAGCGCACUUGGAGGAGGUUCUGGAUAAAUGAUGCACGGCAAGGCGAUGAAAUCAGGAGUAACUCUGAUUUUACUCCUGGCGUGCUGCCGUGCAGCCUCGGGAACCAGAGGUGCUCUUGUGCUCGUCUGAAGCGUGCGAGUCCUGCGGGAGUUCCACAGCGAUCCUAAAGCCUUGGACCCAGCUGGUGAUUUUUAAUUGAUGCUGCUCCGUUUGGCUUCAAGGUUUCCAAAAUAAGGCGGACAACAACAAAAAAAUUUAAAAGUUCAAGAUGUGAAGAACAUCAAGUGACAAAACUGUGUAAGUGUUUUAUAAGGUAGUUUUAUUAAGUCUUUUGUCAGUAGAGAUGUUGCUCCUAACUACCUCUUUAUGACUUUUGAGCCACAUGGAUUUCUAAAUAUAACUUUCUAGUAUCGUUAUGCCUUUUAAGACCAGUGUAGAAGAGAACAGUGUAAUCAGUAGGGGUUUUCUGUCCCAAGUAAACGAAAAAACUCGUUUAUCUCAAGUAGACUAAAGCCCUGUGGGUUUCGUGUCCCAUGUCACCCAACGGGGCCGUGUGGCGAUGCUGGCGCAGCCGAGCGCAGCCCUUGGGGCCGCUGUCCGAAUGCAUUUGGAAGGGCACGGACACACUUGGAGCGCCGUGUGUCUUUGUGCUCCGUGCUUUUGUUGCCCGUGCGGGCGGAGCGGGGCCGGCGGGAGCCGCGCUCCCCUCAGAGCCCCUGAGGGCGGCAGCAAUGGCGGCGCCGCUCCCUCAGCACCGCCCUGGGGCGGAGCGGCCGUCCUUUGGCGCCAAGACGGGAGCGCGGCUCCUCCGGGUCCCGCUCAGCCAUGUCCGCCCCCGCCGAGCCCGGACACUCGCCCGGCUUCAAGAAGCCACCGGCGCUGCUGCGGCUGAAGCGCAAACGCCCUGGGCGGAGGGUCGAUUCCGCCGCCGCGGAAGCCGCCGCUGCUCCGGCCCCGCGGGGCCCCUGUGGAGCCGCCCGCCGCCGCAACCCCUUCUCCAGCCUGGACAACGCUCCGCAGCGGGCGGCCGCCCCUCAGCCCCCGGCAGCGGCCCCGGCGGGCGGGGAUCCAUCGGCAGCGCCCUUCUGGCAGUUUUUAGAGCCGACCUGUGAAGAGAAGCCCCCCAGGAGAGUGGAGCCUGCUGAAAGUUCUGACAUCCUCACCCUAAGCCAGGACCUCCAUUCACCUCUUGCUGUACCCAAAGCUGCCUCCUCGCCAAGACAGGAAUUCCCUGCAGACUGGAGUAUUAAAACACGGGUUCUCUUCGUGUCCUCCCAACCCUUCACCUGGGCAGAACACCUGAAAGCACAGGAGGAAGCGCAGGGGUUUGCUCAGCACUGCAGAGCUACAGAAACCACCUUGCCCCAGAGCGUGCAGGAGCCGCGGCUGUGCUCGGAGCUGCGCUGUGCCUUCCAGCAGAGCCUCGUGUACUGGCUGCACCCGUCCCUGCCCUGGCUGCCGCUGUUCCCCCGCCUCGGGGCAGACAGGAGGAUGGCUGGGAAGGCCUGUCCUUGGGCACAGGACGAGGCCUUGCAGCAAGUGCUCAUGAGUGACUGGUCCGUGAGCUUCACCUCUCUGUACAACCUGCUGCGGGCCCGGCUCUGUCCCUAUUUCUACGUGUGUGCAGCGCAGUUCUCGGUGCUGUUCCGCGCCGCGGGGCUGGCGGGCAGCGCCGUCCCCACCGCCGCCAUCGCCCCCACCACGCGCGGCCUCCGCGAGGCCAUGAGGAGCGAGGGCAUAGAGUUCUCCUUACCUUUGCUUGAGGAAAGUAGAACCAGGAAACAGAAAAACCCGGAGAGUUUGGCAACAGAAGCAGCCUCGGGCCUCGGCGAGGGCAGCGCUGUGGAGGAUGCGGGGGAACCUGCUCCCAGCGAUGAUGAUGAUGAUGGAAGUUUCUCUUGGCUUGAGGAGAUGGGAGUCCAAGACAAGGUGAAGAAACCAGAUACUAUUUCUAUCCAACUUCGCAAGGAGAAGCACGAGGUGCAGGUGGAUCACAGAGCCGAGUCGCUGGUGCUGGUGAGAGGCAGCAACACCUUCAGGCUGCUGAACUUCCUGAUCAGCUGCCGCAGCCUGGUGGCCGUGGCGGGGCCGCAGGCGGGGCUGCCCCCGACGCUGCUGGCCCCGGUGGCUUUCCGGGGCGGGACCCUGCAGACGCUCAAGGCUCGGACUGUCAGCGGCCGUGCCCGGGUGCAGGGGGGCUUUGAGGACGUGUUCAGCCUGGAGCUUCUGGGGCCCGUCCUGCCUCACACCCUGCACGCCCUGACGCUGCUGCUGGGCCCGGCACAGCGCGGCUCCUUCCGUGCCCUGCUCAGCCCCCACGAGCCCAGCGCCGCCUUCAACACCUGCCCGGCCCCGCCCCAGGAAGGUGUGCCCCAGGACCUCCCUGCCUGCGGGCUGCAUCCCAAGACUUUGGAGCAGCUGAGUCAGUGUCCAACCCUGGGAAAAUCGUCCCUCCGCUUGCUGGAAAUGAAGGAUUACUGCUACACCUGGAAGGCCUAAGGAACACCAGACCCUGGAGCACGGUGCUCCUUCCCAGGGCUGCAGGUGCUGAGCUUGGGGCAGGGCAGGAGGGACACGAGUGUGUCACACAUCCCUCACAACUGCUGCGCAUCAACACUUCCAAGGGCUGUGAAAGAAAGGAGGGGAAAGGCUAUGGACAUCUUUUUUUAUUGUAGAAGGUGUUUUUUAAAUAAAACGUGGUUUUAUCGGU